This is a messenger RNA of Photinus pyralis (common eastern firefly), 2693 nucleotides long. RefSeq names its product gastric triacylglycerol lipase-like. Gene Ontology annotation, biological process: lipid metabolic process. Lineage: Eukaryota; Metazoa; Arthropoda; Insecta; Coleoptera; Lampyridae. The coding region runs from base 1087 to 2361 and encodes 424 amino acids. Gene Ontology annotation, molecular function: hydrolase activity, acting on ester bonds. The record is from RefSeq and is a predicted model, not a curated record. The transcript has 8 exons.
UAUUGCCAAUACCUAUUCAUUGUUUAGCAAAAAUUGUGAACCGGUCAUGUAAUUUGAUGUCGUCCGUACUCUUUGUCACAUCUCACAUGUAUCCUAUCCCCACGUUCCUCUCUGCGAUUACAAAAAGCAAAUUCAUUUUCCCUAUUUUCUAGAUGUGCAUUUCCUUUUUUUUUUCGAUCGCAUGUUUCGAAUCGGCUCAUACUGGUUCGGGCUAAGGCUAAUGCUAAACAACGUUUUGCAGCAAUACGGGUGCAGUCUUACACACUUAUACCACAGAUUUAAAUAUUUAAAUCUGUGCUUAUAAGAUGUGUUUUUAAUACCUAUAGAGAUUGGGAAUUUCCGUAUCUUACUUCGCACGAUUCUAUUCGUAAAUAACGCUUUAAAUAUGUUAAUUAAUGUUUAUUGGGACUACGAAAACACAUGCCAGACACCAAAACUUGCAUUAUUACAAUACACGCUCAAACCGAGUUCUGUAGACUGUCGACAAAGUCGCGUUUAUAAUAAUAUACCUAAUAUUUAAUCCGAGAUUUAAUCUUUGAUGGUCUUUAAAAAUCUCCAAAAGAUUUCUAUUCACCAAGAGACUUUUAAGACCUUUAAACGUGAAACUAUGAAGAGGUCUCUUAAGAGUUCUUAAGAGUCGCCUACAAUCUCGAAAAGUCCCCAGGGCCUUUAUUGUUUUUACCAGUUUUAUAAAGUUCAAGGAUCUUUAAGAGCCGACUCGCUGAAUAUUUCGUAUAGUGCGUUCUCUCGUGUAGACACGUGUAGGUAUAGGUACCGCUCAAAACUGACGGCAUAUUGCUUAAAGUUACUUUGUCGCAUAGGUAUCAUUCUGCAUAUGAUAUGAUGAUAUGAUAACGUGAGUCGAGCAACCUCUACUACUAUAUUACCAAAUGCAACCGUGUGCGUCAUAUUGGAGAACCAAAAUUUGUGACGACUAAAAAUGGAUAAUCAUUUGUGUCAAUGACGAUUCUGCAGGAUCAAAGUACAUUGUCGUUUUGUGAUUUCAAAAAUUAGUGAACGGCUGAGAUUUGUGCAGCUCAGCACUAAUGAUUUUGUAAAAAAGUUCCGAAAACGAAAAUCUGAGCCAUGACUGCCAUAAGAUGGAGAUUGCUCAUUACCGCUUGUGUUAUAGCAAUAGCCGCCUUUCUAAUAGUAAAGUCUAACAAAAAUAACGUUUGCACAACGUUUGAGGACUAUUACUCGGAUAGAGAUAAAAAUCCAAACUGCUACUAUAAUCCUGAUCACGAAUUAGAAGUUCCUGAUAUCGCAAGACGACAUGGAUAUCCAAUAGAAAUCUAUAACGUAACAACAUCCGACGGUUAUAUACUAACGGUAUUUCGUAUUCCUCACGGACGAUUGAGUAACAAAACUUCCAAAAAACCACUCUUUUUGCAACAUGGCAUAACAUUAAAUGCGGGUUCUUUUCUAAUAAUCGGAAAAAAAUCCCUAGGUUUUAUGCUAGCCGAUGCAGGGUACGAUGUUUGGUUAGGGAAUUUUAGAGGAUCUAGAUACUCAAACAAUCAUACCCACUUAGACCACCGAAGUGAGUCUUACUGGAAUUUUAGUUUUCAUGAAAAUGGAGUGUUCGACUUAGACGCGCAAAUAAACCUCAUCAGCACAGUCACUAGGCGAAAAAUUAUUUAUGUUGGAUUUUCAAUGGGCACUACGGCCGCCUACAUUUACUUUAGCACCUAUCCGGAUCAAGAUAAGCUGAAAUUCUUCGUGGGAUUAGCUCCCGUAACAUAUGUAGAAGAUGUAUGGGUGAUGAAAGUUCUUUUGAGACCUUGGACAUUAGUUGCCGGUUUCGUGCAGCGUCUCACCCAUGGUAGGAUGUACCCGAGACCUUUCAUGCCAUUUUACUUAUACAAACUGAUCUGUUUUCCGUAUCCAUUUCAAAUCAAGAUGUGUCAAAUGAUUGAUAUGCUCAUCAUGGGGUUGAAUUACGAGGAAAAUGAUCCCGAAACGUUACCUGUCUCUUUGCUAUACAACUCUGAUGCGGUUAGUGUAAACACUUUCUGGCAUUUUUACCAACUAGUCCAUGCCAAUAAAUUUCAAUACUUCGACUAUGGAGAGUCGGGCAAUCUUGAAAAGUAUAAUAGGUCCACACCCCCAUUGUAUGAUCUGUCGAAGGUAAAUGUCGAAAAUCACUUAUUUUACGCGGAGAAUGACAAACUGGCACCGGUUAAGAAUGUCAAAAGACUUUUCGGUGAUUUACCGAAAACCCAUAUCCAUAAGUUCUAUCAGGUGAAAGACGAGCGUUUCAAUCACAUAGAUUUCGUUUCUGGGAAAAAUGCGGAUCGCCUCGUGUACCGACCUGUAAUAAAUUUGCUGAACGCUAUCAAAGAGGCAGAAAAUCCGUAACAGUGCUGCAUUUAGAAGCAGAAUAUGAUUUAGUGGUGACAAUUGGUACCUAGUAAGUAGAUAAAGGAAGUGCGUCAGCAGCCAUCCCAGGCAUUCAAUACACAACCCAAGUUUGGAAACACUAACCAUCGGUGUCGAUGGGUCAAAUAUAUACGCACGCAUGUGUAUAGUGUUAUGACGUCGGUCUCAUGGGCAAAAGUUGUAGUUAUAACCAAAAUAUGAAAUUUGUAGAAAUUGUAUACAAUUUGUAUUAAUAAUGUAAUGUAAGUAAUGUAUAUUUUAGUCGUAAUAUCACAUUAAAUGCCUGCGACACGUCCAACUACAGCAAAAAU